AUGGACUAUAGAACAGUUGUUUCCUACUGUAUUGAUAACCAAUCAUUGACAAGGAACGAGAGGAAAAGUGUUUACGAGGUACUUGUACGACAUCCUGCAGUCAUCUCUGGUAACAAAACUGACCUGGGAGAAGGAGUAGAACAUUCCAUAGAUACCGGGAACGCACCAUCAAUACCAAUUCCGCCACGAAGAUUGCCAUUCCACAAUGGAGAAACCGUACGGAGAGAGGUGGAAUCGUUGAUUGAGAGCGAUGUAAUCGAACAUUCAAAGUCUCCAUGGGCAGCUAAAGUGGUUUUCGUAAAGAAGAAAGAUGGGACUGAACGCUUCUGCAUUGACUAUCGGAAGUUGAACGAAAUUACCAAAAAGGACGUCUAUCCACUACCAAGAUGCGAAAAAAUCCUAGAGUCAUUGGCCUGUGCAGCGUACUUCUCACAUUUAGAUUUAGUCCGUGGCUACUGGCAAAUUAAGGUCGCCGAGAAAGAUCGUGAGAAAACAGCGUUUUCAACUCCCGAUGGAUAUUUCCAGUUCAAAACAAUGCUUUUUGGGUUAACAAAUUCCCCAGCCACGUUUCAACGCGUUAUGAACACUAUUCUGGCUGGCCUCUCUUGGAUGGACUGUUUAGUGUCCUUAGACGACAUUAUUGUGUUUGGACGGUGA
This is a messenger RNA of Paramuricea clavata, 657 nucleotides long. The record is from the annotation of a GenBank genome assembly. Lineage: Eukaryota; Metazoa; Cnidaria; Anthozoa; Malacalcyonacea; Plexauridae.